GGGAGCUUCUGAGCAGACCGUGAACGCAUCAGGAGGUAAGAGGUUGCGGCUGGCCGUGAAGCAGCGGUCCAGCCAACUUCAUAGCUAACUAUGCCUGGAAAAUGUAAAUUUCAAGACUCCUGGCUCUCAAAGGACAUUUAUAAGGACUGGCUGGUUAAAGACGUCCAGGAUAUUCACUUCGCCCGAUGCAGGGCCUGUUGUAAAUCAAUCAAACUUCAGACCAUGGGCGAGGCUGCUCUCACCAGCCACGCAGGGGGAGCUGGCCACAAAGCAGCGGUCCGCAAGCUGGUGGAAGGCGGUUUCAUGAUGAUAAACGCUGCUGGGCAGAUGAAUGGCAGCGUGAAUCGGGCUGAGGACAGCAAGGAGCAAGUGGCCAUCUGCCUCCAGCGUCACGCCUUGGACAGAAUCACAGGGAACGACUGGUCAGAUCUGCACCACAGCCCCACCGCCAACUCCAACUCCCACAAUGCAGAGCUGCAAGAUGUGACAUUUCCUGCUUCCUACUUCACAGCACCAGGCACCUCCAGGCUCGUCAGCCAGCGUCUCCUCUCGUCAGGCGGCGAGGCGGAGGAAGUGGGCCACCGCCCGGCUCAGCACGACACCGUAGACCUGUCGCGGCUGGAGCACCAGCAGAGAACAGAAGCUCUGGAGCAGCAGCAGCAGAUGAAGAUCCUGGAGUGGGAGAACAGGAUGAAGGUGCUGGCGUGGGAGCAGGAGCUGAUGAGGGAGAAGAGGAGAGCGACGCGGCAGAAGGAGAAGGCCUUCAGGAUGAAGAAAGCUUACUACAAGGCCAAGCUAAAGAAGAUGGGCGAGGAUGUGCCGCUGUCUUCCUCCAGCAGCAGCGAUGAAGAGGAGAAAACGUCCAAUCCAACAGGAUGAACUGAUUUUUUUAAAAGCUUGUUUCAUUCUUGUAUUCUUUUGUCUACGUGCCAUGGAACUGUUACUAUUUUUAUACAUUGUUUUUUGUACUUAAAGGCAAAAGGAGGAUUCUCAGUUGCCUCAUAUCAGCUGUGCUUUGCCUUUUCUACACAAAGAGGGAAAACUACUUUUCCUGCUAGAUGAAUUAGACGUCUUUGAUUCUUUUGUGGUAGAAUGAAAUGGUGAGAAGCGUAUGACAAUGACCCAUUAAGUACUGUCACUUAAAAGCAGUAAGAUUACUUGGGUUGCAGACUAAAAAGUACAAAAGUAGCUCUUUUUAAGACUGAAUAACAGUUAGUUUAUCCCACAUUUCUAAAAGAACUACCACUUUACAGCUCUCCCUGCUGUCACUGAACAAUACACGAAUUACUUUGCACACCUUGUAAAAAUGCUUGUGAACGGUGUGAAAGAGUUAAGAUCAAAAUCACAACGAUCUGUUUGGUUUUAUCUGUUUUUUUUCACUGUCACUGUGAGACAAGUGAUGUUUAAGGUGACAGCUUCUGUAAAGGUCAAAGCCGAUUUUAGGGAGGAUAUUAUUUCAAAGAAUGUACUAAGAUGACAUCUGCAGAUGAAGAAAUUACAUUCCUAAAUGGACAGAACCUUUAAAUAGAGAUGAAAACAUUGUACUUGCAUUGCUUUUAAAGCGCAUGUUAGCCUGAAUACGUAUGCUUAAACUUGUUUUCUGUGCUUUGUAUCGAAAUCUGCUUUUAAUACAAAGUGGAAGUUUACUACCAAGAAUCCAAGCAAAAAAACUCUGAAUAAUGAUUGUAGAAACAUACACUACAUGGCCAAAAGUAUAUGGACACCUUACAGCCAUAUGUGUGUGUUGAAGAUCUCAUUAAAAAAAAAUAUGGGCAUUAAUAUGCGCUGCUGUAACAGCCUCCACUCUCCUAAGAUACUUUGCAGAAGAUUUCGGGCAGAUGAGAGUUGAAGAGUCUCUAAUGUCAAGGAUCACUGGAGCUGUUCUUGAGGCUCAUGGUGGGCCUUUGUUUCUUUAAAUAAAUG
Molecule: messenger RNA, 1923 nt
Organism: Thunnus maccoyii (southern bluefin tuna)
Lineage: Eukaryota; Metazoa; Chordata; Actinopteri; Scombriformes; Scombridae
Gene: fsbp
Exons: 4
Coding region: 91-879 (262 amino acids)
Source: RefSeq, a predicted model, not a curated record